AAUCCGACUCAGUGUAAAUCCUUUUGUCCUUUAGGUUUACUGACUGUUGUCCCAUCUGUCAUUUCUUUCUUUCUUUUUCUAUAGACAAACAAGAGUUUGUGCAGGAAUGUGGGAAUUGUUGAUGAUGGCACUCAAAAUGAAAAUGAAAGCAGAAGAUAAGUUCCCUUGUUGAGUCAGGAGACAAAAAGUACAGUUGCUAUAGUCACAAAAUACUGUAAAGAGUUUCAAUCCUCUCCCCUUGCUGCAUAGAUUGAGAAUGCUUUUCGACCCAUAUUCCAAAAACAUCCAUGUAAGGUUAAAUUGCCCAUAGGUUUGAAUGUGAGUGUGAAUAGUUGUUUAUCUGAGUGGCCUACGCUUGCUUCAAUAUGUUGAAUAGAUUUGCUGUAAAUUGCUUAAGAUGAGUCUCAUAAGAGUUGGAACAUGCCUAUUAUUACUGUCCACAUUAAAAAGUGCAUUAAGAGGAUUAUUAAAUUCCACAAAACAUGAGUUUUAAUUAUUUAAUUUCUUCAUCCAUAAGGAAAGUGUUUUUAAAUGGCAUGUCUAUGGUUAUUCGUAACAUACUCAGUGACAACAGUUGUUUAUCACCUCCUGUGUGGGCAUGUUAGCUUAAAACUACAAUACCCAUCAUUCAUUGCGAAUAACGGACAUUUUUGGUCCAGCACGCGACCCUUACAAAAGCGUCACGAGUCACGGGAAUGAUGGUCUCGGGCAACUAAGGUUAAAGAUGGCUCAAUUUAUUCGUUUAUUUCAAUUUGUAAAGUAACACCGUAAUUGUUGGAGGUUCCAGCGCCCGCCAUGGCUAACAUUACGAAGAAAGUGUCGUGGUCCAGCCGAACUGAUGAGUCCGGUGCCAUGGGGGAAGCGACGCCGCUGCUGAACGGCGCCGAGAAACGUCAACAUUCCAGAGAGCCUGGAGGAGGUUCUGUAUUUCAAAUAGGAAGACUCAGUAAUGUGGAUUUAGAAGAGGAGGUCACAUCAGAUGAGGAGUCCCAUCGAGGUCAUCCCAAAGAAAUCCCUCAUAAUGAGAAGUUACUAUCACUCAAAUUUGAGAGUCUUGACUACGAUAACAUUGAGAACCAGCUGUUUUUGGAGGAGGAGAGGCGCAUGAGUUAUCUGGGUUUUCGCUGUUUGGAGAUCAGUCGCUGGGUGGUCUGCGGCCUGAUCGGCUUCCUGACGGGCCUCAUUGCUUGUUUUAUUGAUAUUGUGGUGGAGCAGCUGGCUGGAUUCAAAUACCAAGUUGUCAAAGAAAAUAUUGAGAGGUUUACAGAGGUGGGCGGACUGUCGCUUUCUCUCAUCCUCUGGGCUGUCUUAAACUCCGCCUUUGUCAUGGUGGGAGCAAUCAUUGUUGCCUUUUUUGAGCCUAUUGCAGCAGGAAGUGGUAUCCCGCAAAUAAAGUGUUACCUAAAUGGAGUCAAGGUUCCUAGAGUGGUUCGACUCAAGACACUAGUGGUGAAAGUGUGUGGUGUUAUUUGCUCAGUCGUGGGUGGACUCGCUGUUGGAAAGGAAGGUCCUAUGAUUCAUUCUGGUGCAGUUGUAGCUGCAGGAGUGUCUCAGGGCAGGAGCACCUCCUUAAAAAGAGACUUUAAGAUCUUCGAAUACUUCCGCAGAGACACGGAAAAACGAGAUUUUGUUUCUGCCGGAGCUGCCGCUGGAGUCUCGGCUGCUUUUGGAGCCCCAGUUGGUGGCGUGCUUUUCUCCCUUGAAGAAGGUGCUUCUUUCUGGAACCAGAUGCUCACAUGGAGGAUAUUUUUUGCAUCCAUGAUCUCCACCUUCACCCUGAACUUCUUCCUCAGCAUCUACCACAAAAACCCGGGUGACCUUUCCAACCCCGGUCUCAUCAACUUUGGACGAUUUGAGAACGAGAGCGUGGCCUAUUACCUCUAUGAAAUUCCCUUAUUCAUUGCCAUGGGUGCUAUCGGUGGACUUCUAGGAGCUCUGUUCAACGUUCUCAACUACUGGCUGACUAUCUUCAGGAUAAGGUACGUCCAUCGACCUUGUCUACAAGUGAUGGAGGCCAUGUUGGUAGCUGCCGUGACGGCGAUAGUGGCGUUCACCAUGAUUUACUUCUCCGACGACUGUCAACCUCUUGAUCCCGAACACGCGGAGGAGUAUCCUCUGCAGCUGUUCUGUGCCGAUGGGGAAUAUAACGCCAUGGCAACAGCCUUCUUCAACACUCCAGAGAGAAGUGUCCGGAGCCUUUUCCACAACCAGCCGGGAUCUUACAAUCCUCUCACGUUGGGCUUGUUCACUCUCACAUACUUCUUCCUGGCUUGUUGGACGUACGGCCUCACCGUGUCCGCUGGAGUCUUCAUCCCAUCUCUGCUUAUCGGAGCCGCCUGGGGAAGGCUGUGCGGAAUUUCGCUAUCCGCCAUCUCGGCCACCGGAUCGAUCUGGGCUGAUCCUGGUAAAUAUGCCUUGAUCGGAGCCGCAGCUCAGUUAGGCGGCAUUGUGAGAAUGACUCUCAGUUUGACCGUCAUCAUGGUGGAGGCCACGGGAAACGUCACGUAUGGACUUCCCAUCAUGCUAGUCUUGAUGACGGCUAAGAUUGUUGGAGACUACUUUGUGGAGGGUUUGUAUGACAUCCACAUUAAGCUGCAGAGCAUUCCCUUCCUGCAUUGGGAAGCUCCUGCCACCUCACACUGGCUAACAGCUCGGGAAGUGAUGAGUUCUCCCGUCACCUGCCUGAACAAGGUAGAAAAGGUGGGAACCAUCGUGGACAUCCUGAGCAACACAUCGACCAAUCACAAUGGUUUCCCCGUGGUGGUGCUGCAAGGUGAAUCCGGCGAAGAGCCAGCAAAGCUCUGCGGACUCAUCCUUCGCUCACAGCUCAUCGUUCUCCUCAAGCACAAGGUGUUUGUGGAGCUGGCUCGGUCGCGGCUGACCCAGAGGAAGCUCCAACUGAAGGACUUCAGAGAUGCCUACCCGCGCUUCCCCCCUAUCCAAAGCAUCCACGUCUCUCAAGAUGAGCGAGAGUGUAUGCUGGACCUUUCGGAGUUCAUGAACCCAACGCCCUACACCGUUCCACAGGAAACAUCUCUUCCUCGCGUGUUCAAGCUGGUCAGAGCGCUGGGCCUGAGGCACCUGGUUGUGGUGGAUGAUGAGAACAGGGUGGUUGGACUGGUGACCAGGAAAGACUUGGCUCGAUAUCACCUGGGCAAACAUGGACUGGAGGAACUUCAGCUGGCCCAGACAUAGUGUACACAAACACACUCAUACACACGCAUGCAAAAACAGUGCCAUAGAACUUUGCCGUAGCCCGACGAUGACAAGUGCCUAAUGUGAUGGUCAAGGAGGAUUACCAUGACAACCAAACACAUCUCCAGGCAGGGGCUCCUUCACCAAAGAGCCCAGUUUGUCUUUCCUCCACUCUAUGUGAAAAUCAUACUGUAACUUCCUCGAUACAUGCGCUUUGUUGUUGUCAUCUGUCCCAAACCACCUUGUUUGUAUUUUCUAGUUCUGGUCCAAUAACAUUUGUUUCACGGGAAAUCGUCAUAAUCAAGACAUAUCUUGACAGGUGGCGAUGAAGUUGUUGUAAUGCAAACCAAUUAGAGUUGAAUGCUUUUGUGCACUACAUUAAUUUUAGAUGUUGCAAUUGAAAGGUAAAACGGUACUAAAAAGUAGUCGUUAAUUUCAUGUUUUUCCUCCGCGUUCACAAUGUUCUGUUGUUUUGCACUGAGAGAAUUGUGUUAUUUAUUCUUUGUUUUAGUUUUAACAGAAUAUGCAUGAGGAAAACAGAAGACAUGGCUUUCCCGCACAACCUGUCCAGUAUGUUUUUUUAAAGAAAAGUGAAGUAGCAGAUGAUUUGCCCCUUUUCUGUCUUUGCUAGAAAUCAGGUACGCCCUCCUUCCUCUAUUUAUCCGUUUCUCUAUUUUUCAACAUUUACUGUCUGGGGGAGAGGAAAAAAAAAAAAUCAACUUUACAAUGGGAUAUACAUUUUUAUCAUCAAAAAAAUGUUUGCACUGUGGCUACUACUGAAAAAAAAAAAGUGUGACAUGGGAAGCUCAAAACGAAUGUAAGCAAAGAUUCUAACCCUAUCUAUUGAUAUCAUGUGGAAUACAAAAAUUCAUAUUUUGGGAUUUUUAUCCCGUUUAGUCACUGUUACACUCUUUAUUUUUACGCUUUCUUUUGUUUUUGUGUUGUACAGUUCUCCAUGUAGAAAAUAAAGCCCGUGUUCUAUUUUAUAACAAUUGAAUUAAUUCAUAAAAUAAAUGAUAUAUUGUGAAUAUA
Molecule: messenger RNA, 4227 nt
Organism: Syngnathus acus (greater pipefish)
Lineage: Eukaryota; Metazoa; Chordata; Actinopteri; Syngnathiformes; Syngnathidae
Gene: clcn7
Product: chloride channel 7
Exons: 25
Coding region: 796-3195 (799 amino acids)
Biological process (GO): chloride transport; transmembrane transport
Cellular component (GO): lysosomal membrane; intracellular membrane-bounded organelle
Molecular function (GO): voltage-gated chloride channel activity
Source: RefSeq, a predicted model, not a curated record